AUGGUUGGAUAUCGACGAAUAUUGAACUGGGUGCUGCCUUCACAAGGCCAAAGGAGUUACUAUGCAGCAUUACAGCCAGAAGAGAAUUCUCAGGAUGAAAUGAAGCUCUUGCCCGAGAAGAUAAUGGCGAGACCGCGUUCAGCGUAUCGCAAACACUGGGUGAUCCUCAACAGCAUCCUGUUUGUCUCCUUCAUUUUCGCAAUGUCCUCCCUCCUAGUCGCUUUCACGAAAUAUUACACCAUAGUGCGACGAAGUACCAUCAGUGUGAGCCUGCCAUAUGGAAAUCCGAUACCCCCAAUGCCCUUGGAAACGAAGAAGUUUGGUCCAUCGGAGAUCUUUACAGAGCGCUCAAGUCCCCGAAGCAACGCUGCUUGGGAGGCCCUAGCAGGACCAAACCACGAAAACCCUGGUUUCAUUUAUGUCCCCAACUGGGAAGAACUGAAGCUACCACCGGGAGGUUUUAUCCACGGAGAAAUGAUGUACGGAAUUAGCAUGUUCCAUCAGCUUCAUUGCCUGGGUGCCAUCCGCUAUACAUUUUGGCAGUUGAUGGAGGGUAAGCUUGACCCGGCAGCCUUGGAGGCUCUUGACGGAGAUACGAACGAUCCAAACUUUAUCCCCAAUGGUCACGGAUUGUGGCACAUUGAGCAUUGCUUUAACUACGUCCGGCAUGCCUUACAGUGCUACGGGGACACAACCAUCGAAGUCCCAACGGAUUUUAAUGCAAACAAGCAGUCCAGCGAUGACUAUUCCAAUAAUCCAGAGCCACUCAAUUGGAUCAAGCGUGAAGAGCAACAGGCUGAACCUCUAAACUGGAUCAAGCGCAGAGACGAUGAGCAGGCGGAGCCCCUCAACUGGAUUAAACGUGAGGAUUCCGAACAGGCGGAGCCCCUCAAUUGGAUUUGA
Messenger RNA from Aspergillus affinis, 903 nucleotides. RefSeq lists its product as uncharacterized. Gene Ontology annotation, biological process: mycotoxin biosynthetic process. The transcript is spliced from 5 exons. Lineage: Eukaryota; Fungi; Ascomycota; Eurotiomycetes; Eurotiales; Aspergillaceae. The record is from RefSeq and is a predicted model, not a curated record. The coding region runs from base 1 to 903 and encodes 300 amino acids.